CAUCACCUGAACCCGGAGCGUCACCAUGGCGACCGGACUGCUGCUCCUGCUGACCUCGCUGGCCUCACUGGCGGCGCUGGCGGCGGCGUCGCACCACUUCGGCGGGACGGUCAGCUUCACCUACAAGGGAACCAACGCCGACGGAACCUUCCAGGUGGCCAUUCGCAACAGGGCGACCUACGAUGGUUGCCAGUACAACCACAACUGGUUCUGCUACACCGGCAACUGUGGAAACGUCAGCUCAAGCCAGAAAAGCACGAUUGACGGAAGCACAAAUGUGACCUCGUACAACAGCCAGUGGUGUGAGACCGAAACGGUUGAGAUGAGGGCCGUCUCCACCAACACACCCUUUCAGAUGAGGUCAGCUAGCUGCUGCUGGAUUCCAACACGAAACUCUGUUAAUCAUUGGAGGCUGAAUACCCUGGUGGACUUGGGAGUAAGAUCCGACACUGGGAAACCAAACAGUUCCCCAGACAUUGCCAUUCUUCCCUUCAUGAGAGUUCCUGCGAACUGCCCCCGAACCUACAAGCUGAUGUCCUACGACCCCGAUGGUGACAGAGUCCGGUGCAGAUAUGGGAAUAUCCCAUAUGUAGAGUGUGUUAAUUGUAAUCUACCCCAAGGCUUCCACCUCGAUCAGGACUCUUGCACCUUACAUUACCGAAAUGCCAGCGACAACCCGAGGGUGUUUGCCUUUGAGAUGGUGGUGGAAGAUUACCCGCGAGGGCACAUGGAUCUGUCCUACUCAGACGGGUCAAGGACGCACAAGCAUCCGCUGCUCUCCAGGAGAAAGAGGUCACUAUUACAUCAACAGUUAACUACGACCUCCCCCACACCUUCCUCAAGUGCACCUUACGUCAACAGUCCUCCCCUCAGCAAACUACCACUGCAGUUCUCGUUACUUGUGGACCCGGCCGCCCCUUCCUGCCAGGAGGGCGUCUUCGUGCCCAGGUUUGUGUCUCCAACACCUGAGAACGGAGAGCACAUCCAGGCCGAGGUCAACAAAGAGACGGAGAUCAGAAUCAGAGCGGUGGCGACGCAUUCAACCCUGCAGAACAUCAUCAUCAGCGGCCCGACCAACGUCUCCAAGAGCAGGAACACUCACGACGAGUUCGUCAUCAGGUGGACGCCGACCGUGGACGACCUCGGAGAUCAUUACCCAGUCUGCUUUGCAGUGGAAUCCUCUACAGGGUGA
Molecule: messenger RNA, 1192 nt
Organism: Cololabis saira (Pacific saury)
Lineage: Eukaryota; Metazoa; Chordata; Actinopteri; Beloniformes; Belonidae
Exons: 7
Coding region: 26-1192 (388 amino acids)
Source: RefSeq, a predicted model, not a curated record